This is a messenger RNA of Chelonus insularis, 843 nucleotides long. Its product is annotated as zinc finger protein 512B-like. Lineage: Eukaryota; Metazoa; Arthropoda; Insecta; Hymenoptera; Braconidae. The record is from RefSeq and is a predicted model, not a curated record. The transcript has 3 exons.
AUGGGGGUCACAAUGCCAAUCAUGUUCAGUUUUUAGUUGACUUCCACUACGAUGACAAGUUUCACUGCUGUCAUGAAGUUGUUUUUGGUUUUGAUUUCUUGUUUGACCAUUUCAUCAGCUAUAAGAGUGGAUACUGGUACAAAUAACUCAAGAAUAGUCAAGAAACAUGGAAAGAGAGGUGUGUUGAAUUUGGGCUAUGGAUUACCACAGCAAGAUCAAUAUCAGCAUCAUCCUUCUCACGUUUACGGACCACCGGAAGAGCCAGCACCUAUUUCUGAACAUCCCUUACAUGAUCAGCAUUUCCCAAUUCCUCAAGAACAACAUCAAAAUCAUGUAAUUUAUCAACCUCAGCCUCAGCCUAUUCACCAUCCACUUGUAGCAGCAGUUCCUCAACCAGUAGCAGUAGCACCCCCCGUGGCAGUUCCUCAUCCAGUUCCAGUACCUCAUCCGGUUGCAGUGCCUCAACCAGUCCCGGUAGCAGUUCCAGUUGUUCAAACAGUCACAAAACAUGUAGGUGUUCCUGUACCAGUUCACAUUGAUCGUCCAGUACCUGUUCCUGUCGCAGUUCCAGUGCCUAAACCAUAUCCAGUGCAUAUUGAAAAGAUUGUCCACGUAGAUCGACCAAUUCCUGUACCUGUAGAAAAACAUAUUCAUGUUCCAGUUCAUGUAGAUCGUCCAGUUGCAGUUCCUGUACCAAAACCAUAUCCUGUAACUGUUGAAAAGCUUGUACCUGUAAGUAAACCUUAUCCAGUUCAUGUUGCUGUACCUGUACAGAUUCCUAAGCCUUACCCUGUACCAGUUGCAAUUCAUUACAAACAUGGAUGGUAAAUUAAAAGUAUCUAU